ACGUUGCCAUCGCCAGAGAGCGGUAGAGUGCCAUCGACUAGCAAGUCAGUCCAGAGCUAACUGAGCACUGGUUGAACUGCUUUCUUUGCUUCUUUUUGCACCUGACGAGCUGCUCACUCAGUCAUGGCCGCAAAGAGAGCCUUGGUUAUCCUGUCGAAGGGUGCAGAGGAGAUGGAGACUGUUAUCCCCGUGGACAUCAUGCGAAGAGCUGGGAUUGCAGUGACGGUGGCAGGGCUGACUGGUAAAGAACCAGUACAGUGCAGCAGAAAUGUUCUGAUUUGUCCGGAUGCAAGCUUGGAGGAUGCCAGAAAACAGGGCCCCUAUGAUGUGGUGCUUCUUCCUGGGGGAAUGCCAGGGGCACAGAACCUGGCAGAGUCUUCUGCUGUGAGUGAGGUGCUGAAGGACCAAGAUGGCAGGAAAGGCCUUAUUGCGGCCAUCUGUGCAGGUCCUACAGCUCUUCUGGCGCAUGGCAUCGGCUAUGGUAGCACAGUGACCACACAUCCUGCAAUGAAGGACAAGAUGAUGGCUGGGGAUCACUAUAAAUAUUCCGAGGCUCGAGUGCAGAAGGAUGGCCAUUACAUCACCAGCCGUGGGCCCGGAACCAGUUUCGAAUUCGCCCUGACUAUCGUAGAGGUGCUUCUGGGGGCCGAGGUUGCCGCUCAAGUCAAGGCUCCGCUCGUUAUGAAAGAGUAACUGUAGCCGAUUCACAGCUGCUCACGGUCCGUAACUUUAGGAUCACGGGGAGUUGGAGUCCGUCCUAGCUUACAUCAGACGAAAGGCUGAUGGCAACCUGGACUGGUCAACAGUCAAUCACGGGGCACACAUCGAGACGGGCAGCCGUUCACACUCAGAUUCACACCAUCACUGAGUUGUAACUGAACCCACGCUGCCUGCCGGGAAGUCGGGCAUAUGAACCGCAGAACCAUAAGUUUAAAGAUACAAGAAUGUCCCAAUUUAAAUCUCUUAUUCGUUUGACAAUUGUUGUAUUAUUGUGGUUGUAGUUAGCAGUGAUGUAGAGUUGUUCUGCAUCGCACUGAAAGGUUUUCAUGAUAAGGUUUCCCUCCCAUGCAGCUAAUUUCGGUGGCAGGGAUGCAAAACAACUCCUACUUUGAUGCCAUGUAGUUGUACACUAUCGCAAACUACAACCACAGAAAUAGUGAUGUAUUUGUGAAGUUAGAAUUUCCUUCAAUUUGCCUCAUUAGAUCUGGGGAAUCUUUUGGCAAUCCAAAUCUUAAAAUAGUACAGUAAUGCCUCACAUUCACAGUUUACCAUUUGCAAAUUUACAGAUUCCCGUUUUUUUUUUUUUUUUAAUCUGUGGAACUGUAUUUGCUUUUUGUGUGCUUUCCGAAACACCCUACAAUGCCACAAAAUGCAGCCAACGCCCUGUCAAUAUAAGAAUUGGUAUCAAGGAAAUGCAGUUCAGUGAAGGAAUACAUUUUGACCUUGAACCUUGUAUGAUGAGCUAAGUUUAGCCUGGAUUGUUAGUGAGAGAUAGUUUUUGCCUUAUGGUCAUUUACAUCUGUGAUUCUCUUCCAUUUUUUUCGAGGUCUGGAAGUCAUUUAUUUUAAUGGUAAAGUUGUAAAAUAAGUUUAAAAUAUUAAAAUGUUUUGGGAUCACAGUUGAUGUAGUUAUCGAAUAAACUAUUAAAACUGACAAUUUUUUUAAGGGGUUUGUGAAAUAUUUGAGACAAUUGUGCAUUACUAUACAACUUUAGAGGAAGUGUAUUCGAAGCUUGAAAUUGGUCAUAAUCAUUGCAUCAUUUUUU
Molecule: messenger RNA, 1765 nt
Organism: Syngnathoides biaculeatus (alligator pipefish)
Lineage: Eukaryota; Metazoa; Chordata; Actinopteri; Syngnathiformes; Syngnathidae
Gene: park7
Product: parkinson protein 7
Exons: 7
Coding region: 124-693 (189 amino acids)
Biological process (GO): protein deglycation, glyoxal removal; guanine deglycation, glyoxal removal
Cellular component (GO): nucleus; cytosol
Molecular function (GO): protein deglycase activity
Source: RefSeq, a predicted model, not a curated record